This is a messenger RNA of Diatraea saccharalis (sugarcane borer), 1481 nucleotides long. The record is from the annotation of a GenBank genome assembly. NCBI's taxonomy places the organism in Eukaryota, Metazoa, Arthropoda, Insecta, Lepidoptera, Crambidae.
GCUAUAAAAUAUUUCAUAACAAUAAAAUAAUAACAACCCGGAAAUUAAAUAUGAACAGAAUGUCUCAAGGAAAGGUUGUGUUGAUAGCUUGUGGAAGCUUUAGCCCUCCAACAUACAUGCAUUUACGCAUGUUCGAAAUUGCAAGGGAUUAUUUCCACUCUACAGGGUUGGCUACUGUUGUUGGUGGCAUUGUAUCUCCAGUGCAUGAUGCAUAUGGCAAGAAAGACUUAGUAGCAGCACAUCACAGAAUAUCUAUGUUGAAUCUGGCAUUACGUUCAUCUUCAUGGAUUAAAGUCUCAGAAUGGGAGACCCAGCAGUCCGGUUGGACAAGAACGAGAGUUUCUAUGCAAUACCAUCAAGAUACCAUCAACGGACACAUGUCGGCUAUUGAACCAGACCCACCUUCGUGGCUACCAGACGAUGUCCUCAAUGUGAAUAGUAUUGAUGAACCAGACAACCUAAUGGAUAAACUUAAUAAUGGAGAUACAGGAAGAGUGACUGUUAAGUUGCUGUGUGGAGCGGAUCUCUUAGAGUCAUUUGCCACUCCAGGGCUGUGGUCUGAUGAAGAUUUGGAAACCAUUGUUGGCCGUCAUGGGUUAGUGGUGGUAACACGGGCAGGAAGCGACCCUGGCAAAUUUAUUUAUGAGUCUGACAUGUUGUACAAAUAUAGAAAUAAUGUGACCCUAGUGAGCAAUUACAUAGUGAACGACGUAAGUUCUACAGUUCUGAGGCGGCUUGUGCGUCGCGGGGAAAGUGCUAAAUAUCUCACUGAUGAUGCGGUACUAGCAUAUAUUAAACAACAUAGACUAUACGGAGCCACACCUAAUAUCACCUACAACAAACGGUCCCCACAAGACGUCAUUAUGACGUCUCCUGAGGAGACAAGUUUUAAAAACAUCCUCAUAUCGAUAAAAGACAGACCGUCUAUAGUUGACGAAACCAUUACCGUGAAAAGACCUAGGAAGACCAAUUUCCUCAUGCCUAACACUCAUACCGAUUCAGUCAGUCCAUCGGUCGAUCCGAUCAAACCGAAAAUUGCAUAUUUAGAUAAAGUCCCCGCGAGUUACGUGCCCGGAAAAGCCGUAAAAAUCGUCAGUGACGCUACCCAGCACGCCAUUCAAGACGAGAAGGUAAGUCUCGCUGAAUCAACUUAUAGGUCUCUGGAUAGUUACCUGUCUAAAGACGAUGGUGACUUUGAUAUAUACAAACGCAGAGUCAGCGAAAGUAACGUCGAACAGAAUUUGAACAUCGAUAAUGUGAUAAAGAAACGAUGUUCUUCCACCAUUCGAAAACUUCGGCCCGAUGAAAUGAAAAAGAGCAAAUCGGAAGUGAGUAAACUCUGCGAUAAAGUAAAGAGUAUCAAAUUGAAAGAUAGAGAUUCGUCUAGGAAUUACAAGACGAGGAGUUGUAACGAUAUCGUUAGGUUGAUCUUGACUAAACAUGGUAUACAUGUUAUUAGCGAUACCGAGGCGAUUGUGUAA